CUCACAGCGCCGGUAACACCCUUCACACACACAUAAACAAGAUGGCGGUGCACCGCAGCCGCUGCACCGAUACACUCAGCGGUUCCCGUUAAAAUCCCCCCGGACUUUAUUUAACUUUACUUUUAGCACUAGACUUAAACACAUGAGGGCUCCCCGGUGGCUCUGAAGACCCACACACCAGCUGUGUAUGCCUGCCGUCUGAAGACACUUUUUACCGGAAGGUCAGACGUAAGCAGUCCAACAUGGCAGCAGCAUCCUAUGACCAGCUUCUAAGGCAGGUUGAAGUGUUGAAAAUGGAGAACUCCAACCUAAGACAGGAGCUGCAGGACAACUCCAACCAUUUGACCAAGCUGGAGACGGAGGCCUCGAACAUGAAGGAAGUGCUGAAGCAGCUGCAGGGAACCAUAGAAGAAGAGUCAGGAGAGGUGUCUGGCUCUCAGCUGGAGCUGAUAGAAAGACUAAAAGUAGGGAUAAGUCUGGACUCGGCCGGUUUCAAGCCCAAGACCAGGCCUGCUCUGCCUCCUUCCUCCUCAAGCUCGGCCUCCUCUUCCUCUGGAGCAGCUGUGGGUGCUGGAGCUUUGGGUUCUUCUGUGGCUUCUGCCUUUUCCCGGAGAGGACCGCCAUCUGUGGGCAGAGACGGCCAUGAUCGCUGUCUGGAGGAGCUGGAGAACGAAAGGUCACUUUUAUUGUCUGAACUGGAGAAAGAGGAAAAGGAGAAAGACUGGUACUACGCUCAGCUGCAGAACCUCACCAAGAGGAUCGAUAACCUGCCCCUCACCGAAAACUUCACCCUUCAGACAGACAUGAGUCGUCGCCAGCUGGAGUACGAGGCUCGCCAGAUCCGCUCAGCGAUGGAGGAGCAGCUGGGCUCCUGUCAGGAGAUGGAGAAGAGGGCUCAGACCCGCGUGUCUCGCAUUCAGCAGAUAGAGAAGGACAUUCUGAGACUUGGAGCUCAGCUGCAGACAGAGGGCGCUCCGAGUGCAGCUGAUGGCAGUGGUGUGCCGGGUGCUCAGAGUUCUGGAAGUCGAUUGGACCAGGAGCCGGCCAAUGAGACCAGCUACUCCGUACCUAGACGCAUCACCAGCCACCUGGGAACUAAGGUAGAAAUGGUGUACAGCCUUCUGUCCAUGCUGGGGACCCACGAUAAGGACGACAUGUCCCGCACGCUGCUUGCUAUGUCCAGCUCUCAGGACUCCUGCAUAGCUAUGCGUCAGUCCGGCUGUCUGCCGCUGCUCAUCCAGCUGCUGCACGGCAACGACAAGGACUCCCUGUUGCUAGGUAAUUCUCGCGGCAGUAAGGAGGCUCGGGCACGAGCAUCGGCAGCACUGCACAACAUCGUCCACAGUCAGCCAGACGACAAGAGAGGGCGGCGAGAGAUCCGCGUGCUGCACCUGCUGGAGCAGGUGCGCCACUACUGCGAGGCGUGCUGGAGCUGGCAGGAGAACCACGAGAGGGGCGUCGAUCAGGAGGACAACCCCAUGCCUUCCCCUUUAGAGCAUCAGAUCUGUCCAGCUGUCUGCGUCCUCAUGAAGCUGUCCUUUGAUGAAGAGCACCGCCAUGCCAUGAAUGAGCUGGGAGGUCUGCAGGCUGUGGCAGAGCUUCUGCAGGUGGACUGUGAGAUGUUCGGGCUGAGCACCGAUCAUUAUAGCGUGACUUUGCGGCGAUAUGCCGGCAUGGCGCUCACCAACCUCACCUUUGGAGACGUUGCCAAUAAGGCCACACUGUGCUCCAUGAAGGGGUGCAUGAGAGCAAUGGUUGCCCAGCUCAAGUCUGAGAGUGAAGACCUGCAGCAGGUGAUAGCCAGCGUCCUCAGGAACCUCUCGUGGCGUGCUGACGUGAACAGUAAGAAAACGCUGCGUGAGGUGGGCAGCGUGCGAGCUCUCAUGGGCUGUGCUCUCGAAGUUCAGAAGGAGUCCACCCUUAAGUCCGUACUGAGCGCGCUAUGGAACCUGUCGGCACACUGCACGGAGAACAAGGCUGAUAUCUGCACCGUGGACGGAGCGCUGGCGUUUCUGGUCGGAACGCUCACGCAUCGCAGCCACACCAACACACUCGCCAUCAUCGAGAGCGGCGGCGGGAUCCUCCGAAAUGUUUCCAGCCUCAUUGCUACCAACGAGGUGCACAGGCAGAUAUUGCGUGAGCAUGGCUGCCUGCCAACGCUGCUGCAGCACCUUAAGUCUCACAGCUUAACCAUCGUGUCCAACGCCUGUGGGACUCUGUGGAACCUGUCGGCCCGGGACGCCAAGGACCAGGAGACGCUGUGGGAGCUGGGCGCUGUGGGCAUGCUGCGUAACCUCAUCCACUCACGGCACAAGAUGAUUGCGAUGGGAAGCGCCGCCGCCCUGCGGAACCUGAUGGCUAACCGGCCAGCUCGUUACAAAGACACCAGUGUGGUUUCACCAGGCGCCGGUACCCCGUCGCUGCACGCCCGCAAACAGAAAGCUUUGUUCGAGGAGCUGGAUGCACAGCAGCUGUCGGAAACGUUUGACAACAUCGACAACCUGAGCCCCAAAGCGGCACAGAGGAAGGGGCGGGGUUGUAAUGGUGCUGGUGCAGGAGCAGGUGGUGUGACACGCUCUUAUACCAACACACCAGUGCUCUCCAGCCCAAAGAGCGGAGAGGGAUCAAAGAGGACGGGCGAGGACGCGCCCUACGCUCGGUCGGUGUUUCCACCCAGUGUUCGGGCUUCCAGCGACAGUCUCAACAGCGUGACCAGCACCGAUGGGUACGGCAACCGCGGCAAGACCAAGCCCUCGUCCGACCUCUUCUACUCCUCUGACGAGAGUGGCAACAAGUGCUGCGUCUACAGGAAGUACCCCGCUGACUUGGCUCACAAGAUCCGCAGUGCCAACCACAUGGCGGACGAUGACGGUGCAGAGCUGGACACGCCCAUCAACUACAGCCUCAAGUACUCUGACGAGCAGCUGAACUCUGGGCGGCAGAGCCCGAGUCAUCGGGGUGGCAUCGACAGCGAUGACGAGCGAGAGCAGGACGUCAGGCUGCGCAGAAACGUUGGCGAGUCUGGACCUAGCAGCAGCCGCAUGGGGUCGGCGCCUCCUCCACGCUACGCCGUGGUCCCCGCCCCGUCCAGCUACAGCGCCGACCCCACGCCCGAGCAGCCCAUCGACUACAGCCUGAAGUACGGUGCUGACACCGGCCACAAGCCACUGUUUAAACAGGAAGACAGGGCCGUUCCCUUGCUGGGUCCUCCCUCAUCGUCCAAACUCCGCCCCCUAGCGUCUUCGCGGGCUGUCACCAAAAGCAACCAAGAGUCAACCCAGACAUACUGCGUUGAGGACACACCCAUUUGCUUUUCCAGAGGAAGCUCCUUGUCGUCUCUGUCUUCGGAGGAGGAAGAAGAUGCUGAUAUCCUUGAGAGGAAGAGGAAAGAUGGUGUCGGCACCAGCAGCGAUUACCCAACACUUCCUGUCAGCGAGAAAGACUCUCACGAGCAGCAGCAGCGGCGCCGGCGGCAGCAGAAGGAGGCGGAGAGUCAGACAGCUGCUGCUCCAUCCACACGAGGGCGACGAGGUCACCACCACCACCACGGCCACUCCCACCACCACCAUCACCAGCAUGCAACAUCAUCAUCAGGUGCACGGACUCCAAAGAGUCCACCCGAGCAGCCUUAUGCCCAGGAGACCCCGCUGAUGUUCAGCCGCUGCACGUCGGUCAGCUCGCUCGACAGCUUCUCCACGUCCUCCAUCGCCAGCUCCGUGCGCUCCAGCGAGCCCUGCAGCGGCGUGCCCAGUGGAGUGGUCAGCCCGAGUGACCUCCCCGACAGCCCGGGUCAAACGAUGCCUCCCAGCCGAGCCAAGACGCCGCCGCUGCCGCCGCCUGCCCAGACAACGGAGGAGAAGCAGAAGGCCAAGGCGGAGGAGGAAAAUGGAGUUGAUGUCUUUUUGCACUUUGCCACAGAGAGCACGCCACAUGGCUUCUCCCGAGCCUCUAGUCUGAGCGCACUGAGUUUGGACGAGCCGUACAUCGCCACAGAAAUGAAGAUCACGAAAGAGGAGAAGGUGGGAGGGAACCAGGAGAUGACGGAGGAAGCUGCCAAACCCAUUUUGGAUGAAUCGGAUGAUGACGAUAACGAGAUCUUAGUUGCAUGCAUCACCAUGGCCAUGCCCAAGCCAUCGCAGAAACCAAAGAAACCUCAGCAGCCAGUGCCACGAAAAACGAGUCAACUUCCUGUCUACAAGCUCCUCCCACCGCAGAGCAGAGCCCAGUCGCAGCAGAAGAAGGAUCCUCCUCCCCUCCCUGAGGACGUGCCCAGAGUUUACUGUGUGGAGGGAACGCCCCUCAACUUCUCCACUGCCACCUCGCUUAGUGACCUCACCAUCGAUUCUCCACCCAAUGAAGACGUUGCAGCAACCCCGCCCCCACUGUCCCUCCCUGCCUCUGCUCCAAGGAGGAGGGCAGACUAUCCCGAAGGCGAGAACGGCGAUGACAUACUGGCUGAAUGCAUAAAUGCUGCCAUGCCCAAAGCUAAAUCCAGGAGGCCAAUCAGAGUGAUGGCAAACAGCGAAGACCUGCAAGCUCCACCCCUUCCUCCUGCCACCUCCCCCCCAAGCCCGCCUCCUCUCUGCCAGCAGCUGCAGAAGAAGAAGCCCACGUCCCCUGUGAAGCCGAUGCCUCAGCGGCCGUCUUACGGAGCUACUCCAACGACGGCUUCCAAGUCAAAACCGGGAUUUGCCUUCGAUUCCCCACGCCACUACACGCCUAUCGAGGGAACGCCUUGCUGCUUCUCACGGAAUGACUCCCUGAGCUCCCUGGACUUUGAUGAUGAAGACUGUGGAGGAAAGGACGAGGAGGACAGAAACAAACAAAAGAAAGAGGAUGAAGGCAGGAAGAGGAAGCAGCAGACUGCUGCCGUCUUCCCUCGGAGCAAAGCUACAGCCAGUCUGACGGCGUCAGACGAGAAGCAGAAGUUCUCCUGUGAAGACACGCCCGUCUGCUUCUCCAGAAACCCGUCGCUGAGCUCGCUGAGCGACAUCGACCAGGAGAACAACAACAAGGAGUUUGCUCCACCUUCACCACCACAGGAGGAGCCAGAUAACGGGCAAGGAGGAGCCAAAUCUAGCCCUCCUGCUGAGGUGGAGUUGAAGCCCCGCCCCCCUGCAGCCAGUGGCUACGCCCCUAAAGCGUUCCACGUGGAGGACACACCUGUCUGUUUCUCAAGGAACUCGUCACUCAGCUCACUCAGUAUAGAUUCUGAGGAUGACCUCCUGCAAGAGUGUAUUAGCUCUGCCAUGCCCAAGAAGAAGAAGAAAGCUGCCUCGCUGCUGUCCCCUGCUGCCAUCGUUACGCCACUUCCUGUUGCCAAAGCUGAGGAGGGCAUCCUGGCUGAGGAAGAACCUUCAGAGACCCCAAGAAGCCCCGCCUCUCCUGACUCUGAGUCGUUUGAUUGGAAGGCGAUUCAGGAAGGAGCCAAUUCUAUAGUCAGCAGUCUGAAUGCUGCUGCAGCUGCUUCAUCGCUGUCCCGCCAGCCGUCAUCAGACUCCGACUCAGUCCUGUCCCUGAAGUCGGUUGGCUCGCCCUUCCACGAGUUGACAGCCAAUAAGAAUAAAGAGGAGGAGGAGGAGGAGGAGGUGCUGCAGGUGAAGCGUGCAGCUAGGAUUUUGAAGGCAGGUGAGCGUAGCACACUGGAGGCCAAAAGGAAAGAGGAAGAGGAGGCAAGGGCCCUGAGAGGCGGGAAGAAGGUGUACCGAAGUCUGAUAACCGGUAAACCCCGGGUGGAACCAGCAGCCAGAGGGCGGAGCAAGCCAAGAGCUUCAGCGAUGACCAAAGCUCCAGGAAGCAGUGAUGGAGCCGACAGAGCAGGUGGGUCUUCUCGAGACUCUACACCCUCACGCUCCGCUGCCCCGGCCAAUCAGAAAACAGGGAAAGUGUCUCAGCUGCCACGCACGGCAUCUCCAGGAAGUGCAGCAUCAUCAUCAACUUCUUCCAGAGCUGCCACCAGCACCGUCUCAAAGAGCUCCAACAGCAUCCCGCGGAGUGAGUCGGCAUCGAGACUCAGCAGCUCCACAUCCACCAAGAAAAAGAAGGUGGAGCCCGAAAAGCCGGCACUUGUUCGCCAGUCGACCUUCAUCAAAGAAGCUCCAAGUCCAACCCUGAAGAGGAAGCUUGAAGAGUCCUUGUCCUCAGCAGCGCCAGAGUCUCCAACCAGCCCAGAUGGUCUGUUGCCUUCCACAAGCAGGCGGCAUGACGUUAACCGCUCUCACUCCGAGAGUCCGUCCCGCCCACAGGAUGUGACAUCAUCUCAUCUGAGCCGCACUGGAACCUGGAAACGGGAGAACUCCAGCAGCUCUGCCGGAGGCAGCGGUGGAAAACACUCCACGUCCUUGCCCCGCGUUGGCACGUGGAAAAGGACAGGAAGCUCAUCAUCAGUGCUGUCCGCAUCAUCCGAGUCCAGUGAGAAGGGACGUAGCGAAGAGGAGAACACUAUGAGGUCAAAGGGCACAUGGCGGAAGGCCAAAAGCAGCAGCGACUCCACAGCUGCCAAAUCAGACGAUGUGUGGGUUCGUCUGGAAGACUGUCCUGUCAAUAACCCACGCUCGCCUUCCUCCUGCUCAGCACGCUCGCCCACCGCUAUCAACUCCCCGCCAGUUAUCGACAGCCCCGCCCCCUCCAAGAUUUCCUCCUGUUCCUCCAAUCUGAACCUGCGGCGGAGCUGCGAGAACCUAGACGACAAGCCGCCACCGCCGCCUGAUUGCCAUCAGCCUCGUACUCAGCAGCGCAGCGGGGCUGUAGCGGCUCGUGUCAGCCCCUUCAACUACACACCUAGCCCCCGGAAGAGCAGCGCUGAUACCAGCGUGGCUCCCCCACCGCCCUCCAGCAGCUCAGCCCCGCCCACAAGACCUUCACUCAUCCCCACCCCUGUUACCAAGAAGCGUGAGCCCAAGGGCGGAGACGGAGGAGGUGAGCGUGGCUCCUACAUCGUCACAUCCGUGUGAAGCAGCAUAGAAGGCAACAAAAGGACCUAAGUCACCUACGUAGUCCCGCCCUUCCUCUGUUCUGCUGCUUGAUUGGCUCCUCCCAUCAUUAAAAACAAACUUUUAUGUUUUUAUAUCACUAAAUUGUCUGUAAAGCUUAGCUCCACCCCUGCAUGUUCCCACUCCUUCAUAACGAAGUUAACCUGGCAACAUGAUGAUGAUAGAAAACUUUUAUAAUUAAAAUGUAGCUCUGAUCAGACAUGACGUGUUCAGGAAUCUGGUUCAGAGCCACCACUGUAAAGCGUAAGUUAUUGUCGUACACCUGCAGACGUUUUAAGAAAGGACGUUAUGAUGACUUCCUGUUGCAGGAGAACAACUGAGAAACGUUCAACUGAAGAGAUGAAUAAAGUCCAGCACCAAA
This is a messenger RNA of Nothobranchius furzeri (turquoise killifish), 7353 nucleotides long. It is a transcript of the gene apc, whose product is annotated as APC regulator of WNT signaling pathway. The record is from RefSeq and is a predicted model, not a curated record. Gene Ontology annotation, cellular component: cytoplasmic microtubule; beta-catenin destruction complex; catenin complex. Lineage: Eukaryota; Metazoa; Chordata; Actinopteri; Cyprinodontiformes; Nothobranchiidae. Gene Ontology annotation, molecular function: beta-catenin binding; microtubule binding; gamma-catenin binding. Gene Ontology annotation, biological process: pattern specification process; negative regulation of microtubule depolymerization; regulation of cell differentiation.